CUGUGUGAAGAUGUCUACCGACGUUACAGCAAAGAGAGCCAAAAUAGUGUCCCCUCAGCCCGAGGAGAGGGUGGACUGGAAGAAAAGGAAAACAGAAAUAAAGGAGGCUCAGAAGCAAAGGAAACAGGCCAAGCUGAUCAAACAGUUGGAAAAGCAGAAACAGCAAGAGGCUGAAGAGAGAGCAAAACUUGAACAGAGCCAAAACAAGAACGGUCGGGCUUACACAGUGAGUGUGGCCCUGCCAGGCUCUGUCCUGGAUAACGCACAGUCCACUGAACUGCGGACGUACCUGGCCGGACAGAUUGCGCGAGCCUGUGUCGUGUUCUGUGUCGAUGAGAUCGUUGUGUUUGAUGAACAAGGGGAAGAUGUAAAGAGCGUUGAAGGAGAAUUUAAAGGCGUUGGGAAGAAAGGACACGCUUGUAUUCAGCUUGCCAGAAUACUUCAGUACCUGGAAUGUCCCCAGUAUCUGCGCAAGUGGUUUUUCCCAAAGCAUCAAGAUCUGCAGUAUGCUGGUUUGCUCAACCCUUUAGACAGUCCUCACCACAUGAGGAUAGAUGAUGAGUCAGAUUACCGGGAAGGGAUAGUCCUCGACAGACCGUCCAAACAAGGACAAGGCUCAUUAGUCAACUGUGGGAUGAGAAAGGAUGUUCGGAUCGAUAAACAGCUGCAGUCUGGACUUCGAGUCACGGUUCAGCUCAAUAAGACACAGAAUCAAGAGAGCAAGCUAUACAAAGGUGUGGUGGUGGCUCCUCACGUGCCCAGGACUGAAGGAGGUCUCUACUGGGGUUACACUGUCCGCCUGGCGUCUUGCCUCAGUGCAGUUUUCACAGAAAGUCCGUAUGAAAAUGGAUACGAUGUGACCGUUGGCACAUCAGAGAGAGGCAGCAACAUCGACCAAACGGCGCUGUCGCCAUUCAAGCAUCUUUUGAUAGUUUUUGGAGGUCUCCAGGGAUUGGAGGCCAGCGUAGAUGCUGACCAAAACCUGGAUGUGACUGACCCCAGUGUUUUAUUUGACCUUUACCUCAACACAUGCCCUGGUCAGGGCAGCAGGACCAUUCGCACAGAGGAGGCCAUCUUAGUUUCCAUGGCGGCGCUGAGACAGAAGAUCACAGCUGCCUUUUCAGAUGUGUCCAAUGGUUUAUUAAAGAGUUAGUGAUGGAAGAAAGUAAACAAAGACAUGCUGGCAGACACUUCAUCUGACUGGUGUUCACCAUGGCGUUAUCAUUUUCCAUAACUGCACCUUACAGUAUUGCUUACUGUUAAAACAGCUUGUUCCUCAAACAUCACAUCACACACGGAGUGCAGUCAGUGCUUGACACCUGUCACAUUUCAUUUAGUCAUCUCUCUGUGUGUCUUUGUUUCUAAAUGCUCAACAAAUUGUACAUAUUUAAAUACAAAUACUAUCCACAGAACUGAACUGAUUCGUAUUUUUCAAAGCUUAUUAUUUGUUUUUCAAUAACCAGUACAGAGCUUUUCAUGAAACACUGCGCUGAGACCAGCACAACAUGAACAAACAAAUGGCACUGAACGUCUGAGUUAAACUUCCAUCGAUAAACACCACCGUCAGCUUCAGGUUUCUGAGUGAGUCGGGUCAAACGCAUGCCUGCAUUAAGAGAAAGUGACCCAUGUGCUCUUUGCAAUAAAUGAAAACUGGAUGAUUUUGUAGUACAAGACGAGAGGCCUUUACAGCUCAGACUGUGUUGUGGAUGCGAUCACUUUCCAGUUGUCACGCAUGCUGCAUGCAUCUAGCAUUUAAUUUUCCCUCAUCAAGCAGAGUAGAGGUUCCCGGCAGAACCUCGCCGGCUUCCAAAGUGCAUGAAGACGGAAAACUAGUUUAAAGAGGUCAAAUCCCAGCAACACUUGGACUAUACAGAAGUAGUAUAUAGUCUAUAGAACUAGUUUAAGGUUCUAUAGCCUACAGUGUUACGGUGGUUCUGACCUGACUAUUUUCCCUUCAUCAAGACAUGAUAGCCUGGUACAGUUUUCAUUUCAAUGGCAGGUUUAUAUGUGGCCUGCAGUUUUGUUGUGGAUUAUUUGCUGGAUGACUGUGCUUUUGUGGAAGGGCUUCUUACACAGUUACACUGAGCAAAACCUGAUACAACAUUCCCACAAUAAAUCCAUAAUUUAUGAGGGCCAUACUGUUUAGCUGUUGAACCUGCUUUAGAGAGCUGUUUUUGGAGCCUGCUGUUUGUGGUGCUGUUGACUUGUUUUUAGUUUUAUUCACACUUGUUUCUAAUACUUAGUCUCCCCUCAUUGAUAUAAAAUUUCUGCAGCAGUGCGCGUUUGCAUCAUAUUCAUAAAAUUUGAGUUUCAGCUGCCACGGUCUGUAUUGCAGAUAUUGACUGUUCUUUAUGGUACUCAGUUCACAGUUAUUACACUUUGUAUCACAUAAAACUCUUGUAAUGUUACUAUUGCAGGCUCAUAUAGCUCAAUAAAUUUAGCAGGCAGUUUAAUAUUGGUGAAGUAGCAUAACAGUCAGUGUGGUUCAUAUAUUUUCUUCUUAUUAAGAAAAGAGGAAUGGCCUCUCCUGAGGAUGAAUAUUCUUACAAAAUAUGUCUACAGAGAAAUUCUUUGCAAAAGGCAAUACAGUUUAAGAAAUCGCACCCUCCUCUGCUUCAUGCUUCUACAGUAAAAACUGCAAUUUCAGUUUUAAUUUAGUCGUGCAGCCCUUAGGGCAAAAUACUGGUACAUAACAUGACCAUGACGCAUUCUGUGAACCAUUUGAACUUGAGCUGCAUGCGCUGAAAUGCCACAGAGGUGAAAAGGUUUACGUUCAUGAGGCAACGGUUCAUUCAACAAGUUCAUUGUCUACUUUUCAUGAAAACAUUAAAAUUAACUAGUGCAGCAAAAAUCUUACAAUGAAGUGUCUUCAAAUUGAGGAUACAUCAGGGUGAGACGAGCAGUUGAAAUCACUUUGCAGAUGCUGAUGACAUCCCUCAAAUUGAAGGUUUCUUUUAAUACAGAUGAAAAUGUGUGUAGCACCAAGUGCUGUAAUCUUUUACUGAAUCCUUU
This is a messenger RNA of Chelmon rostratus (copperband butterflyfish), 3012 nucleotides long. RefSeq names its product SPOUT domain containing methyltransferase 1 (gene spout1). Gene Ontology annotation, molecular function: miRNA binding. Gene Ontology annotation, biological process: maintenance of centrosome location; miRNA processing. Gene Ontology annotation, cellular component: kinetochore; spindle pole centrosome; mitotic spindle. The transcript has 12 exons. NCBI's taxonomy places the organism in Eukaryota, Metazoa, Chordata, Actinopteri, Chaetodontiformes, Chaetodontidae. The record is from RefSeq and is a predicted model, not a curated record. Bases 11 to 1153 code for a protein of 380 amino acids.